GCGGCGGCGGCAGGAGCCCGGCGCGAUCCGCUAGAUCUCAGCCCUGCCCCGAGCAAGCAGGCGACGCGGAGGGGCCCGGCCUCAACCCGCCCGGGAGCGCCUCGCAGAGACUCGGGCCGCGCCGCCGGGGGCCGCCUGCUUUGCGCUGACAGCCGCGCCCGCGUCCUCCCCGCCGGGGCGCUCGCCGGACAUGCCCCCGGGGCGCGGCGGCGGGGACCCCGGGGCUUGCCUCCGCCCAGGGCCCCCCGCCCCGCCCUCGGGCGCCCCGGGCCCUCGCUGAGCACGCCUCCCGCACGCCCGGGUCCCUCUGGCCAGCGCGCAGACGGGCCCCAGCGCUGUCGGUACCCGCGGGGCGAUGGGCUGAUGGGCGCCGCGGGACGCAGGAUGCGGGGGGCGCCCGCGCGCCUGCUGCUGCCGCUGCUGCCGUGGCUGCUGCUCCUGGCGCCCGAGACCCGGGGUGCGCCCGGCUGCCCUGUCCCCAUCCGCAGCUGCAAGUGCUCAGGGGAGCGGCCCAAGGGGCUAAGUGGCGGCGCCCCCAACCCGGCGCGCAGGAGGGUGGUGUGCGGCGGCGGGGACCUCCCGGAGCCUCCUGAGCCCGGCCUUCUGCCUAACAGCACUGUUACCCUGCUCUUGAGCAACAACAAGAUCACUGGGCUCCGGAAUGGAUCCUUCCUGGGACUGUCCCUGCUGGAGAAAUUGGACCUGAGGAACAACAUCAUCAGCACAGUGCAGCCCGGCGCCUUCCUGGGUCUGGGGGAGCUGAAGCGCUUAGAUCUCUCCAACAACCGGAUUGGCUGUCUCACUUCUGAGACCUUCCAAGGCCUCCCCCGGCUUCUCCGGCUAAACAUAUCUGGAAACAUCUUCUCCAGCCUGCAACCUGGGGUCUUUGAUGAACUGCCAGCCCUUAACGUGGUGGACUUUGGCACCGAGUUCCUGACGUGUGACUGCCACCUGCGCUGGCUGCUGCCCUGGGCCCGGAAUCGCUCCCUGCAGCUGUCGGAGCGCACGCUCUGUGCCUACCCCAGCGCCCUACAUGCCCAGGCCCUGCGCAGCCUCCAGGAGGCCCAGCUGCGAUGUGAGGGGGCCCUGGAGCUGCACACACACCACCUCAUCCCAUCCCUCCGCCAAGUGGUGUUCCAGGGCGACCGGCUGCCCUUCCAGUGCUCUGCCAGCUACCUGGGCAACGACACCCACAUCCGCUGGUACCACAACCGGGCCCCCGUGGAGGGCGACGAACAGGCAGGCAUCCUCCUGGCAGCCAGCCUCAUCCACGAUUGCACCUUCAUCACCAGUGAGCUGACCCUGUCUCACAUCGGCGUGUGGGCCUCAGGCGAAUGGGAGUGCUCGGUGUCCACGGUCCAGGGAAACGCCAGCAAGAAGGUGGAGAUUGUGGUGCUGGAGACCUCGGCCUCCUACUGCCCUGCUGAGCGCGUCGCCAAUAACCGCGGGGACUUCAGGUGGCCUCGAACUCUGGCUGGCAUCACAGCCUACCAGUCCUGCCUGCAGUACCCCUUCACCUCGGUGCCCCUGAGCGGGGGCGCCCCUGGUACCCGGGCCUCCCGCCGCUGUGACCGUGCUGGCCGCUGGGAGCCGGGGGACUACUCCCACUGUCUGUACACCAACGACAUCACCCGUGUGCUCUACACCUUCGUGCUGAUGCCCAUCAACGCUUCCAACGCGCUGACCCUGGCCCACCAGCUGCGAGUGUACACGGCCGAGGCUGCCAGCUUCUCUGACAUGAUGGAUGUAGUAUAUGUGGCUCAGAUGAUCCAGAAGUUUCUGGGUUAUGUCGACCAGAUCAAAGAGCUGGUAGAGGUGAUGGUGGACAUGGCCAGCAACCUAAUGCUGGUGGACGAGCACCUGCUGUGGCUGGCCCAGCGCGAGGACAAGGCCUGCAGCGGCAUCGUGGGUGCCCUGGAGCGCAUCGGGGGGGCUGCCCUGAGCCCCCACGCCCAGCACAUCUCUGUGAAUUCGAGGAAUGUGGCACUGGAGGCCUACCUCAUCAAGCCGCACAGCUACGUGGGCCUGACGUGCACAGCCUUCCAGAGGAGGGAGGCAGGAGUGCUCAGCGCCCGGCCUGCAGGCUCCAGCCAGCAUCCCUCGCCUGAGCCAGAGCCCCUGGCUGACCAGCAGCUCCGCUUCCGCUGCACCACCGGGAGGCCCAAUGUUUCUCUGUCGUCCUUCCAUAUCAAGAACAGCGUGGCCCUGGCCUCCAUUCAGCUGCCGCCCAGUCUGUUCUCAUCCCUUCCGGCUGCCCUGGCCCCCCCAGCACCCCCAGACUGCACCCUGCAGCUGCUUGUCUUCCGAAACGGCCGCCUCUUCCGCAGCCAUGGCAAUGCUUCCCGCCCUGGAGCCGCCGGGCCUGGCAAGAGGCGUGGUGUGGCCACCCCGGUCAUCUUUGCAGGAACCAGUGGCUGUGGUGUGGGAAACCUGACAGAGCCGGUGGCCGUUUCCCUGAGGCACUGGGCUGAGGGCGCUGAGCCUGUGGCAGCUUGGUGGAGCCAGGAGGGGCCGGGGGGACCCGGAGGCUGGAGCUCUGAGGGCUGCCAGCUCCGCUCCAGCCAGCCCAACGUCAGCUCCCUGCACUGCCAGCACCUGGGCAAUGUGGCUGUGCUCAUGGAGCUGAGUGCCUUCCCCCGGGAGGUGGGGGGCCCAGGGGCAGGGCUGCACCCCGUCGUGUACCCCUGCACAGCCCUGCUGCUGCUCUGCCUCUUCUCCACCAUCAUCACCUACAUCGUCAACCACAGCUCCAUCCAGGUGUCCCGGAAGGGCUGGCACAUGCUGCUGAACCUGUGCUUCCACAUGGCCAUGACCUCCGCCGUCUUUGCUGGAGGCAUCACACUCACCAACUACCAGAUGGUCUGCCAGGCGGUGGGCAUCACCCUGCACUACUCUUCGCUGUCCACGCUGCUCUGGAUGGGUGUGAAGGCCCGCGUCCUCCACAAGGAGCUCACGUGGAGGGCGCCCCCUCCACAGGAAGGGGACGCUGCGCCGCCUGCCCCCCGACCCAUGCUCCGGUUCUAUCUGAUCGCCGGAGGGAUCCCACUCAUCAUCUGUGGCAUCACAGCUGCGGUCAACAUCCACAACUACCGGGACCACGGCCCCUACUGCUGGCUCGUGUGGCGUCCAAGCCUGGGAGCCUUCUACAUCCCGGUGGCUUUGAUUCUGCUCAUCACCUGGAUCUAUUUCCUGUGCGCCGGGCUGCGCUUGCGGGGUCCACUGGCACAGAGCCCAAAGGGGGGCGCCAGCAGGGUCUCCCUGGAGCCAGGGGAAGAGCUGAGGGGUCCCACCAGGCUCAGGAGCAGCGGCCCCCUCCUGAGUGACUCAGGUUCUCUUCUCGCUGCUGGGAGUGCAGGGGCCAUGACGCCCGGGCCUCCAGAGGAUGCUGACGGCCUCUAUUCCCCGGGAGUACAGCUGGGAGCGCUGGUGACCACGCAUUUCCUGUACCUGGCCAUGUGGGCCUGCGGGGCUCUUACCGUGUCCCAGCGCUGGCUGCCCCGGGUAGUGUGCAGCUGUUUGUAUGGGGUGGCGGCCUCGGCCCUGGGCCUCUUCGUCUUCACCCACCACUGUGCCAGGCGCAGGGACGUCCGGGCGUCCUGGCGCACCUGCUGUCCCCCUGCCUCGGCCUCCCGCGCCUCCCCGCGAGCUGUGCCUGCCGCCCCCGAGGACGGGUCCCCGGUGUUCGGAGAGGGGACCCCGUCCCUCAAGUCGUCCCCGAGCGCUAGCAGCGGCCACGUGCCGCCCCCGGGCCCCUGCAAGCUCACCAACCUGCAGCUGGCGCAGAGCCAGACGUGCGAGGCGGGGGCGGCGGCCCGCGGGGAGGGGGAGCCCGACUUCACGGGCUCCCGGGGGGGACUCGGCCCGCGCCACCCCAACAACGUGCACCACGGCCGCCGGGGCCACAAGGGCCGAGCCAAGGGGCACCGCGCGGGGGAAGCGGGCGGCAAGAACCGGCUCAAGGCGCUGCGCGGGGGCGCGGCCGGGGCGGCCGAGCUGCUGUCCAGCGAGAGCGGCAGCCUGCACAACAGCCCGUCCGACAGCUACCCGGGCAGCAGCCGCAACAGCCCGGGCGCCGGCCACCGGCUGGAGGGCGAGCCCAUGCUCACGCCGUCGGAGGGCAGCGACACGAGCGCCGCGCCGCUCCCCGAGGCCGGCCGGCCGGGCCAGCGCCGCAGUGCCAGCCGCGACAACCUCAAGGGCGGCGGGGGUGGCGCGCUGGAGAAGGAGAGCAAGCGCCGCUCGUACCCGCUCAACACCGCCAGCCUGAACGGCGCCCCCAAGGGCGGCAAGUACGACGACAUCACCUUGACGGGCGCGGAGGCUGCCGGGGGCGGCUGCAUGAAGACAGGCCUCUGGAAAAGCGAGACCACAGUCUAGGAUGGAGGCGGGCUGGCCACAUGGGGGCCCUCAAAGACGUCUAUCGGUACGUCCCCAGGUUUGAGGCAGGAGUGCCUUGCUGCGCCCGGGCUCACCAGCUUUAGUCCUGGACCCUGGGGAAAGGAGAGGCAGAGGCUGCCACUGCCGAGGGGCCAUCCCUGCGGAGUAGCGACAGACAAUCCCUGAACCUCAGGCAGGAUACAGUUCCGUCCCAGCCCAGGCUAGUUUCGGCAGCACCUGCCGUCCAGGGGUGGGAGGGGAGGUCCUAUCAGCCUGUGGAGUGACCAAGAGUGGAAGGGACAGCACAGGUCAGAUGGAUUCCUCCUAAGGUACUCCCCACACCUGUCCACACCGUCUCACUGGCCACCAUCAGCCCUAUCAUGCAAACAUAGAUGAUGGGAGCCAGAGAACACUUCUGUCCUCACUGCCCUCCUCUGAAGUCACCCAUCUGUGCCCAGAUCCAGUUUUUGGCUUACAAGGGAGCCAGCCAACUAGAUGAGUCAGGCAACCAGGGCCAAUGGGAGGGAACAAGGUGCUGCUUUUCAGAUUAACAAGAGGAGAAGGUGGGGCAGGGUGAAAGGCGGCAGUGGGGGAAUCAACUAGUUCCAUGGAAGAGGGGCAGGUGGAAGGCUGCACAAUUAGGACUAGACACCAUUCCCACAGGACUGGCAAACCAUACAGCAGGGCUCAGAGGUGGCCUUCAGGACAAAGCCAAGGCCUGACAACUAAGAAGCUUACUACCUGAUGACUGAGGAUGAUCUGAGGGAAGUCGAGAGAGCUAGUGCUUAGAUCUGGGGCCAAAGCUAGUCAUGCCUUAAACCCAGUUCUACAAACCAUGCCCUUAAGAGGGGCUCCAGGGCUAGGCUGCGGCGCGGGAGGAGCACUUACUGUUCAGUUACAGAACUCGCAUCCCGCCAAGGGACCGAGGAAGAGCACGUCCCUCCCUCCCUCCCUCCAUGAGGCCCCAUGGGAGAGGCGUUCCAAUCAUUGGAUCUCCAGCUCUAUAUUAAGGAGAAACUUCCAAAACAUCAAACCAGCUUCCGGCCUUAUAGAAGCCUGAGCCAAAUCCCCGAGGCAGGGGUAGGGCCCCUGCAGCUCACCUGGGGCCUCCACCCUCACUACUUUUAUUUAAACACCAGCACUCACAUUUUGCCCCAACCUAAAAAGCCACCACCAGCCUUUGAUCACAGGACCCAGCGAAAGCGGAGGGAACCUUGGGCCUUGUAAAGCCACAGGAGAACCAGGCCUGGUCCACACCCCCACCCAGGCUCCACGUCACCAUAGCCUGACCACUAAGGCGCGAGAAGACGCAGGGGUUGGGAGAAAACCCACACGUGACGGGAUGGAUCCUGUUAUUUAUGCUUGCUGCACAGACAAUAUUAGAAAACAAAGCAAAAAGCGAAAAAAAAAAAAGCUUCGUAUUAUUCGUCCACAUAUGCUGGCUGCUGUUUCCAUACCCUGCC
Molecule: messenger RNA, 5840 nt
Organism: Camelus dromedarius (Arabian camel)
Lineage: Eukaryota; Metazoa; Chordata; Mammalia; Artiodactyla; Camelidae
Gene: ADGRA2
Product: adhesion G protein-coupled receptor A2
Exons: 19
Coding region: 364-4377 (1337 amino acids)
Biological process (GO): sprouting angiogenesis; central nervous system development; G protein-coupled receptor signaling pathway
Cellular component (GO): Wnt signalosome; plasma membrane
Molecular function (GO): protein binding; G protein-coupled receptor activity
Source: RefSeq, a predicted model, not a curated record